Cornus florida is the source of this 1301-nucleotide messenger RNA. RefSeq lists its product as uncharacterized. The transcript has a single exon. Lineage: Eukaryota; Viridiplantae; Streptophyta; Magnoliopsida; Cornales; Cornaceae. The record is from RefSeq and is a predicted model, not a curated record. The coding region runs from base 424 to 1107 and encodes 227 amino acids.
GAAGAAAUAGCUUAUAAUGAAGAUUGUGAUAAAAGCUGUGUAAUGAAUGACUAAACACUCUUCCUUGUCCUCUAUGUGCUUUCAAACCUCCCAAGGCCGGCCAAAGGCCAAACUCUCUCUCUCUAUCUCUAACCCUUCUCUCUCUACCCAAUUCUGCUCUUUUUGGCUUCAAUAUUUCAUCUUGGUUCAAUAAACAACCAGAGAUGAAAUCGGUUUUUCCAUGAAGAGAAUCAGAGACAUCUGGAGCGCACCGACAAAUCCCGAUCUUCAGGUGCACUCGAACACUCUCUCUUUCCGGUUUUUCAAAGGUGUGUCGAUCUGAAUUUGAGUAUAUAUUCGUGGGUUUGAUUUGUAAUUUGGGUUAGAUUGGUUGGUUUUCAAUCUCAAUUUCGAUAUCGUUUUCAAUUUCUGGGUUCAAUCCAAAUGGUCUGUUUCCAUAACUCAAUUUCGGUUGACCAACACAUGGACAUGUCUAAAUCUGUGAACUCAACCGAUUCUGGCUUGAAACUGAGACAGAUUCAUCAUGUACAGAAGAACAAAAAGUCACCCAAUUCGCCCAAUCACCUCAAUAUUCCCGCCUGCGAACGAUCUCGAUCGGCCGUUGUCGAUGUGGUAAUCUUGAUUGCUGUGAUUGGUGCUUGUGGGUUUUUACUGUUUCCCUAUAUAAUGCUUGUAUUCUAUAAGACUGCUGAAAUUGUUGGAGAAAUCGUUUAUGUGGUGCAAGAUGAGAUUUUGCGAGCUCCAAUGAUUUUUGGGUGUUUAGGACUUAGCAUUUUGUUUGCAGUGAUAGCUGUCUUGGCAAUUACUGUGUGUACGAGUCGGAAAUGUGGAAAACCGGGCUGUCCUGGAUUAAGGAAAGCCGCGGAAUUCGAUAUCCAGCUUGAGACACAGGAGUGUGUGAAGAGCUCCAAUAAUUUGCCUAAAGAUGGUGUGAAGAAGGGUUUGUUCGAAUUGCCUCGGGAUCACCAUAGAGAAUUGGAAGCUGAGCUGAAGAAGAUGGCGCCCCCUAAUGGAAGAGCUGUUCUUGUGUUUCGGGCAAGGUGUGGAUGUUCUGUUGGAAAGAUGGAAGUUCCAGGUCCAAAGAAGUCUCGAAAGGUUAAGAAGUAGUGUUAUAUGGUUGCUAAAUUAAUAGGAAAGAAUAUCCAAUACACUGAGUACUUAUAAUGUGGAGAAGUUUCUUUUCUGUUCAAUCUUCUCUGAACUAUAAUGUCUUUAAAUAAUCUCACAUCAAUAAGUUAUAAGGAUUAUAUAUUUAUAUAUGGUUCACUAUAGUGGGAAUAUAAGAAUCCUUUAUUUCAUAA